Molecule: messenger RNA, 384 nt
Organism: Rhinopithecus roxellana (golden snub-nosed monkey)
Lineage: Eukaryota; Metazoa; Chordata; Mammalia; Primates; Cercopithecidae
Gene: ETDB
Product: embryonic testis differentiation homolog B
Exons: 2
Coding region: 76-255 (59 amino acids)
Source: RefSeq, a predicted model, not a curated record
AUUCCAGGUACAGGGAAAACUCAGAAGCUUCCUCGGUUGUGCUGUUUUACUGAGGUUGUGUGGAGUCAACUAGUCAUGGAUAAAGAACUCCCCAAAGGGAGCCCCAGAGAGACCACACUGAACAUCAAGAAAUCAGACAAAUCCUUCAAACACAAGAAGCCCACCAAAAAUGUGCUGGUCUUUUUAAUCAACAGACAACUGGGCAGGCACAGAAGUGACAUCGACCUGUCAAGGUGGCUGUGGAUGCUGUCAUAAAGCAACUCCAAGGUGGACAUGGCCUUGGACAAAAGGUCAUGUGGCUUAUGUGCUGAGGCCUGCCCAGAAUUUUGAGAAAUUAAAUAUAAUUAUAACAAUAAACUCUCCUCCCAUGUUUGAGCCAUUAAA